CAAAAGACGAAAAAAAAAAAAAAGUCUAUAUGAUCUGAGCAUAAAUUAAAAACAAAAUUAAAAAAGAAAGGGUUCCUUUUUUUCUCUUUUCAUUUACUCUAUCUUUUCCCUUUCCACAUUGCAACUUUCUCAACUCACACUGAGCGAGUCUUUCAAAGUAAACGUUUUUGACAAAUUACAAAUGUCCAAAAUACCCAAACAUCCAUCUAUUUCAGUCAGAGUGCCACAACGAACAAUCGCAGCAGCAGUAUCAUCAGCAGUAGCGACACCCAAACAGACCACUUCUAAUGAUAGUGCUAUAAGCAAUGAUUAUGAUAACAGGAUAGGACAACGUGUCAUCAUACCGACAUUACAUAACUUGACGGGCACCCUCCGAUUUGUUGGCUCUGUAGAUUUCAAACCUGGUAUUUGGGCUGGUGUUGAGUUGGAUAAAGAAGGCGCCGGGAAAAAUGAUGGCAGUGCUCAGGGAAAGAGAUACUUUCAAUGUCCACCGAAUACUGGUAUCUUUAUAAGUGUGAGUAAAAUUGUUAUUCAUGCAUCACCUGCCAAUACCGCCGCUACAACAACAAAUAGUUGUAGUAGCAGCACCGGCAGUCAUGGUAACAGUAGUACAACAAAACCUUCACCUUCCUCCACUACCAGUAGUACGAUUAUCACGCGUAGAUCCAACCUACCUCUCACAAAGAAACAAUCAACAACAACAACGAGUAGUGCUCCGGGACUCAUACGACCCAGAUAUACCUCGAAGACGCCUACUCAGACGUCUUCCCAUGCCAGUGUUAUACCUACAACCAAUGGCGCCGCAAAAAGAUCUCGUAUAAGAAUGAUACGUCAGUCGACGACACCUUCGACAUCUACGACGAAAGCUAAUAGUAGACCUUCCCAGUCACCAUCAUCGUAUUCUCAUCGUAUACACAGCUCUUCGCCUACUACUGCAUCUCAUACAACAGUGACUUAUAAAAAGUCCACACCUACCCCCAAUAGCUCGACUCCCAACAACAGGCGUUCUGUAGUAGGAACUCCUCACUCUAUCAGUACCACUAGCACUACGAGUCCCAUAGCUAAAAGAGCAAGUAGCACACCUCAGCUUCGUUCAACUACCACAACACCUAAACCCGUCCUCUUGCAAAAAGCCAAUAUGAUACCCAUUGCUUCAUCUCCCACAGAGGAUACCCUCUCAAUGACAACGAAAAGCGAUGCAUUGAGUGCAGCUGAAGCAGAUACCCUUUAUGACAUGUUAGAAAAAAUCCAACAAGAACGUGAUACCCUCCUCUCUCAAAUGUCCAAAAAAGAAACGGCAUGGGAACGACUUGUCUCCAUCAAAGAAAGUCUCUCUCUUCAAGUGGAUGAACAAACAAGCCAAAAUCAGCAUCUUUCACAACAACUUGCCGCGGCUCAAUCACAGAUAAGUGAACUGCAGCUGCACCUCACCGAAUGUGAGGAAUCACUGGCCCAAACCCAUCGAGAUGAAGAGCAACAGUCAUAUCAAUUAAAACGCAUGACACGACUUGAAAACCUUGUUCGAGAAUUGCAAGAAGAGGUGAAGCAAAAGGACGAACACCAGUUGGAGUUGAAUCGACAACAUGCCGGCCAGCUAGAGCUGGUGAGGAAGGAGGUGAAAGAACGAGAAGCUCAAUGCGUUAGUCUUGAAAAGGAAUGUGAAGAGUUAAGAAGAGCUGGUUUGGAGGCGAUCCAAGCUUAUGAUCAAUCAGUGGGUCAGUUAAAGCAAGAACAUACCAUGGUUUUGCAAAAGAAAAAUUAUAGGAUACAGCAGUUGGAGUAUAUGGUAGCAGAUUUGAAACACAAGCAGAGUACUUUGUUCCAUCAUGACGAUGACGACGAUCUAGCUAAUCUGUAUAGUGGAGGAGGGGGAGCAGGGGAAAGGGAAGAAAAGAGGAAAAAGGAGUUUGAAGCCAAGCUAUUAGAAAUACAGCAAACUAGCUUUGGAGACGAACAACAUGCGCAACAGCUACAGCAACUACAGCAACCUGUCACGCUCCCCAAUGGUACAGUAGUAGGAACAGAAGGGCAAGAGGAGUUCUAUAAUGGCGAUGAGGAGACCAUCGAUCAACGUCAUCGCUUAGAAGAGCAACUGAAUCUUGCCAUGAUGGAGCUCGAUAAUGAACGACGCACCAUUGAAACUUUACACCACGAAACUGAACAACUCAAACUCGAGCUCCAGCAGUCCCACCAGCAGACACGAGCGCUAGAAGAGAAGUAUGACCAGUUGCAACAAGAUUUUGAAAAGGAAUUAAACGAUAAAAAGCGACUGAUGGAAGAAGCAGACGACGCUUUUGAAGCGCAUGCAAAAGCAGAAGAUGAACAUUAUCAAAUGAAACUAUCUACCAUGAAGAUGGAAAAGGACUAUCAGCAGUUGCUGGAAGCACAUCAACGCCUAGAACAAAACUAUAACGAAUUAAUGGAUGAGAUGUUGGCUUUAGAGAAACAAAAUUUAGAUCAAGAUGCAAGCCAUAACAAUAAUAGUAACAGCAACAGCAGUAAAAAUGAUAAUCGUCAAGAGAAGACAACAGUAGAAAACAAUUAUACCGAUAGCAAUCUACUGCAAAAGAAGAUUAUAGAAUUAGAAACUGAAAAAGAGACAUAUCAGCGGAAACUAGAGACUGAAAAACAACGCGUCCAACAACUGUCUAAAGAUCUGGCAGAAUUAGAAUCAUUGGUUGAGAACCGUGUCUUUGGCGAGGCUGAUUUAGAAGAGAAAUUAGAAACGGAAAAGAAGAAAGUGCAGCAUUUAGAAAAGGAAUUGGCUCUAAUAAAGGAGGACAAAAUAAAUGUUACUAACCGCAGCAAUAACAAUCAGAGUCACCAUAGUAUGUUAAUGUCACCCACUACUACAGCACACACCAUGUCUCCUACUCCAACAUCAUCAACCCAUCCUUCUUCGUCCAAGCAUGAUGAUGAUGGUGAUAAAUAUUGUGAGUUAUGUGAUACUUAUGGUCAUGAUGUAUUGGAAUGCAAGAGCGAUCUUCACUUAUCAGAGAACGGAAAAUUGUUCUGCGAAAAUUGUGAUGACUAUGUCGGCCAUUCCUCGGUUGAUUGUCCAAACCAAGAUGAAAUAUUCUAAGGACAGCUCUUUUUUGGACGUGAUGAGCAAUUGUUAAAACCAUAUCUAAAUAAAUUUCAUCUAGCUUGUAUAUACGCAUUACAACAUUAUAAAUCCCCACACGAACGAUGGUUUUUUUUUG
Molecule: messenger RNA, 3203 nt
Organism: Mycotypha africana
Lineage: Eukaryota; Fungi; Mucoromycota; Mucoromycetes; Mucorales; Mycotyphaceae
Exons: 3
Coding region: 182-3082 (966 amino acids)
Source: RefSeq, a predicted model, not a curated record